Molecule: messenger RNA, 570 nt
Organism: Enterobius vermicularis (human pinworm)
Lineage: Eukaryota; Metazoa; Nematoda; Chromadorea; Rhabditida; Oxyuridae
Source: the annotation of a GenBank genome assembly
AUGGCUAACUCUAUACUAGCUAUCAAGUGGGAACGCUUUUUCGUCGACGUCGAAAUUCCGGAAAAAAUAGCCGCCGAGUACGCAAAGAAGUUUGCCGAACAAAGAGUGCAGUUUGAAAUGCGUGGAGAACUCACUAGAAAUCUUCUUGUAGAAUUGGGAAUCAAAGCACUAGGCGACCAGAUGGCUAUACUUCAUUAUUUGAAAAGAGAAAAGGAGAAAACUUCGGAUGGAAUGGACACAAAUGAGUCGUACCCUCUUUCUUCAAACACAGUUUUAAAGCAGGAACCCGCUUCUAACGUUUUGAAAAGAGGUCUAAAACCUCCCGAUCGUGAUGACAUAUACCACAUACGUAUGCCGUCUGGAAGCACGCCGAAAACGAGAGAAAUUUUGAGGAAACAGAACCUGUUACGAUCAGCAGGUAGACUUAUGAAGCGUGGAAUAAAUGGUAUUCGGAAGUCAGGAGAAGAGGUGAAACCUCACUCAAAAAUUUUGGUCUCAAGGUUUACGAGUGGUUCGACAUCCUCUGCAGGUUUGACGCUUUUAAAAACCAAAACCUGGUCUUCUCUUUAA